CCACAGGUGGGCGCUUUAGUCACAUCAGGGACCUUUUAACAUGAUUUCACUCUGUAUAUUUCACAAAUGAAAACAUUUCUGAAAAUGUCGAUGGAGAAUAAAUUCUUGACUUUGAAGACGAAAAGAUAGGAGACUAAUAUAAAGACAGUCUUUUGCUGCAAUUUUGUGUAACAACGGGAAGUAAAAGUGAAACUCAAUAGCUGAUUUAACAGAAGCCAUUACUGAGCUCAGAACAGGCUUGAACACUCGUGGACUUAGGACUUACUUUGUUUAAACAAAGUAAACAAACAAACGCAAAUAUUUCCCUUGGCUCUCACGGGGUAAAAAUAAAUUAAUUACUAAGACUUUUCACGAAAUCGUCGACUCGUCGUGUUCUUGGUCUUGGUCUCGCUUACGUUUUCACGUCUCAUCUCAGCCACGUACUGUGGAAAGAAGCGAUCCGUAACGCAACCCGGUUGUAUGUGCCUAAUUAAGCAGUAGACGUGGACCUCAGAUCGCCCCGAUUUUCUCUCGCAGACCAAGACCUGCUACCGGGACAGAAUGGCGUCCAGAUCUUCAAUUCUGGAAGAGGAGCUUUCCUGUCCUGUUUGCUCUGAAAUCUUCAGGGAUCCAGUUGUCCUGAGUUGCAGUCACAGCUUCUGCAAGGCCUGUCUGCAGCAGUACUGGGAACAGAAGGGAUCUCAGGAGUGCCCAAUUUGCAGGAGAAGAUCCUCUAAGAAUCAACCCUCCAUUAGUAUGUCUCUGAGGAAUAUCUGUGAGGCGUUCUUAAAGGAGAGAAGUCAGAGAGCUAAAGCAGGAUCUGAAGUGCUCUGCAGUCUGCACAGUGAGAAACUCAAACUCUUCUGUUUGGAUGAUGAUGAACCCAUUUGUGUUGACUGUUUAACAGGAACACACAGAAAUCACAACUUCUGUCCAAGAGAUGAGGCUGCACUGAAAUAUAAGGAGACACUCAGGACUGCACUGGCUCCACUGCAGGAGAAGCUAAAAGCCUUUAAUGCAGUGAAACUAAUCUGUGAUCAAACAGCACAGCACAUCAAGAGCCAGGCCCAGCACACAGAGAGACAGAUAAAGAUGGAGUUUGAGAAACUUCAGCAGGUCCUAAAAGAUGAAGAGGCAGCCAGGAUCACUGCACUGAGGGAGGAAGAGAAGCAGAAGAGUCAGAUGAUGAAGGAGAAGAUUGCCAAGAUGACCAAAGAGAUAUCAUCCCUUUCAGAACAAAUCAGAACCAUAGAACAGAAGCUGGGAGCUGAAGACGUCUCAUUCCUGCAGAGUUACAAAGAUUUGGAGAAACGAGCCCAGUGCACACUGGCGGAUCCAGAGAAGGCCUCAGGAGCGCUGAUUGAUGUGGCCAAGCACCUGGGCAAUCUGAAGUACAGAGUGUGGGAGAAGAUGCUGGGGACUGUUCAAUACACUCCUGUGACUCUGGACCCAAACACAGCACAUCCCAACCUCUCACUGUCUGAGGGUCUGACCAGUGUGAGAUGCUGUGGAGAGAUUCAGCAGGUUCCUGAUAAUCCAGAGAGAUUUGAUAGGUGGGGUUGUGUGCUGGGCUCUGAGGGAUUCAGUUCAGGGAAACACUGCUGGGAUGUAGAGGUGGGGGAUGAAGAUUACUGUGUGGUAGGUGUGGCUAAAGAGUCCAUCAAAAGGAAAACGGACUUCACACUGAGCCCAGCAGGAGGAGUGUGGAGUAUACGGCAAAUCAGUGGGAAAUACACAGCCCUGAGCUCCUCACCUACAGCCCUCACUGUGCAGAGGAAACCCCAGAGGGUCAGAGUGCAGCUGGAAUGGGACAGGGGGGAGGUGUCAUUCUCUGACCCCAGUGACAACACUCCUCUCUACACUUUUAAACACUCCUUCACUGAGAGAGUGUUUCCAUUCUUCAAUCCUGGUUCUCUACGAAUCUGUCCACUGAAGGUGUCUGUAAGAGUGGAAUAGCAGUCACUGUGGGAUUGUGGGUAAAAAUCAGCUGAAGAAAGAGGACUAUUUACUUGCUUCUGAGCAGGUUUAAUGCUUGAAAGGGCGCUUUUUUACUACGGCUAUUGUAAGUGUAUGGUUUGUGUGUAAUCGGUUGAAGUGUAAUAAAUGCACCAGUGGAAUCAUACAAAAUUCUCUUUCAAUAUUUUAUUUAAUCUUUAAAAAAUAUAUAGAUCCAUUUUUACAGCAGUUCUCGAUGAAUGUAACUUCAUAACCUCAUGAUGUGAAUGUUGCAGUAAAUACAUUGGUUUGUGUGUAAUCAGUUGAAUUGUAAUAAAUGCACCAGUGGAAUCACA
Molecule: messenger RNA, 2270 nt
Organism: Anguilla anguilla (European eel)
Lineage: Eukaryota; Metazoa; Chordata; Actinopteri; Anguilliformes; Anguillidae
Product: tripartite motif-containing protein 35-like
Exons: 6
Coding region: 541-1935 (464 amino acids)
Molecular function (GO): zinc ion binding; protein binding
Source: RefSeq, a predicted model, not a curated record